AUGGCGGACGAUUUCGCGUUAACUGUUGGUAGCAUUGCGAGGAUUAAAACCAUCGCUGAAAGGGAUAAAACACAGGAGACAUUUAACGUGAGAGUACUGGGUGUAUACAGGUACACUGUUGACAAGAGUUUUCCCAUUCCUAGCUCCGGUUUAACAUAUGCUUUCGACAUCCUCAUAACUGAUGGUCGUUAUAAGACGAAGUGCUUGCUGUCGCCGACUUUAAAUUCUCUGGUUUAUGAGCAUAAACUGAGGGAAUCUGCCAUCAUUGCAGUUACUGAAUGUAGAUCCCUGAUUGACGAAGAAUCAUUAGAACAAGCGCCUUUGGUCAUUCUUCAAGGUAUCGAGGUUCUGAAUUCAGCACCUGCGACCACGCUCGACAGAGAUGGAGCUUCAACUGACCUUGAAUUUUGUUCAAAUUCCACGGCAAACGAAAAGCAAGAGAUACCUUUGGCAGCUUCUCGUGGUUAUUAUUUGCCGCUGUGGAACGAAGAAGACUAUUUUGGCUCAAUAUGGUUGACUAAUCCAGACCUAAGUCCUUCCAAGCCGAUAGCUAACGCAAUUACAAUUUCAGAUCUAGACUCGUUUUGGAGAACGUUACCGCGACCAUUUCCAGCACUAAUAGGCACGAUUGUGAGUAAAACAAGGUUAAAUCAUUAUGGAAAAUCAUCGGAUGAUAAAAGAAGAUAUCCUUACCAAUUUUACCUCGAGUUAGAAGAUAGAACUGCCACUGUCUCUGUUUGCAUCUGGAAUUCGUUAUGUCUCCUGUUAUACAACUACCUUCAAGUUGGGGACGUUGUAGCGAUUUCAAAUUACCGUGUUUCAAGAAGGUUUGGGUCAAGAAGUAACGCAGUUUACAAUACAAGUGAUGCAGUAAUGACUGAAAUAUCAUUAAAUCCUCUUAAUCCAGCUGCACAAGUGUAUAAAAUUUCACCUGAGGAAGUUGUCCCUGAUUGGAGAUUGCCAAGUGUUCCCUAUAGGUAGGGUAGACAUAAGCCUAAUGCAUCAUUCAAUUCCAGCUGUGCCCAGCUCCCGCUCCCCCCCCCCCCCCAGGCCACUGCGGGGCGUUUCCCUGCCCUGUCAGCCCCGGAUUUUGUGCUGCCUGCCCUGGUGGCCGGGCAUAUGCCAACCCUGGGGCUUUUCCCAAACUUUUCACGUGUACACGGUUUCCUAUCAGAAAAGAAACUACGCAAAGGAUUUUACUGGAAAAACAAGCAUAUUGGCUCAUCUGUGAAGGACAGGAAAAAAUUGAAUAGGCUUGUAAAGGCAUGUGUGCGAUUUUAUGCAUGCAUUUCUUCAUUGCUUAUAUUGAAUCAAAUUUAUGUUGGUAUUACAUGUAUUUCAAGAACAUCGUUUCAUAUUUAUAGUAUAUGUCGUCGCGGCGUGAAAUCUUAAUUAGAAUCCUAGCGCCUUUACAAAGGAAGACAUUAAUUGAAACAAAAAACGGCGUAUUAAAAUGUAACCUGAGGUCAGGCCCAAUUACAUUCUCUCUAGCAGCUACCCCACUGCGAAACGAAAAUAGAGCCUGAUCUCAGGUUAAUUAAAAUGCUUAAAUUGGCACUAUUCGAUUGUGUGAUCAGUGAAAAGUGUUGCAGUGUUGACGAAUGACGGGGCAUUUGCCCUCUUUUUUUGUCCCCACCCCAGGGGAUUUGACAGCUCAAGAGACCCCACACCCGGGAAUUUGCCAUCCAAGGCAAAGAAAAUGGUAAGGGGGGGGGUCAGCCUGGGAGGGGGGGCUGGGGAUGGGGCUGGGCACAGCUGGAAUUGACUAAUGCAUAAUAUAGCCUGCAGUGCAGGCGUUUUCAUCGGGCGCGCGCGAAUGGUUUUAAUCGCGAAAGCGCCAUGUUGAAACUCCCGAAGAGAGGAGAAAAUGGGGCGAGUCAAGGGGAGGGGGGAGGGGGUCUUCCGUAAGGGUUAUUAUUCCUACUCUCCCCAAUCUUCCUCUGUCAUAAAAUCAAAGAUGGCGGCUUCAUCGUAGCGGCUAUGCAUAAUACAGUUUUGAUACAGUUAAACCCCUAACAGUUGGGAUAUUAUUUACCUCUCUCAAGUUUGCCCUCCUCCUUUUUUUUUCUUCUCUUUUCUUCCUUCCAUUACCCUUUUAUCUACCUCUUUAAAGACUGAUAGAUGACUUUAUGAUGAUCUCAAUUUUUUAGCGAUGGGUUUGUGUAUUCCUUCAGUUUUAGUCAUUGACUGUACUAUUUCUAAGCAAAAAAGAGACCACUUUGUAUUCUACAAGGAUAAAUGAAAGAACUUGCCACACUACCAUAUUACAUUGCUUAUAAAAAUCAAGGAAGCUUCAGAGUUGAUUACAACUGUGAGACAAGCCAAGAAAGAAUACCCCUAGUAGGUUAAGUAUGAUUGUCCAGGUGAAUGUAGUCCUGAAUAGUACUGUUGCUGUUGAUAGUGACUGACAUUUCCAGGGUUUUCAUAAAGAAUUCUAGUAGCAGGAGAAAGGUGUAACGUUACAGGAGAAUAUUGUGAGAGAGGCUCCAUGUCUGAAUAAAAAAUGUUCAUAGGCUAUCGCACAUUAGCUGGAGAAUUCCGUGUAACAAACAGAGAAUUCUCUGAUCUCCGAUGCCUAAUGAACACCCUGCAUUUUGACAACCUGUGCGGUAGUCAUCUUCAGAGCCAAAGUGAGUUGUAUCAUGUCAGUUGAUGCUAUUAAACUCUGGUUAUUGACCUGAUUGGUCAAUUAAGUCACAAUGUUAUUGGUCGUCUGUCAGUUAAGCCGUGAUGUUAUUGGCUAGACUCAUUAUGUCAUUGGUGCGUUUCGAUCCAUUUAAUAACCAGAGUUUAAUACCAUCAACUUACUUUAACUGUGAAGAUGACUACCACACAGGUUGUCAAAAAAUCAGUCACUGUCAACAACAACAGACUGUCUUAUUGAGGACUACAUUCACAUGGACCAUCAUACUCAACCUACUCAUGAAAUGACUCCUGGGUUCAAACCUUUCACAAAGAAUACCAAGUUACCAACACUCUUUCCACUCUGUUUCUCUUUGAAGCUUUCUUACUGGACCACAACUGGUGCAAGAUAUUUUUAACCACUAAAAUAAAAAUUAUUCUGUUUAUCAAAACAUGGCAAAAAUUGUAUAACAAUCUGCCUUAAUCUCCACACCUUCUUAUUUACUGAGGCUUAAUCAUCUGUGACUACUACUGUUCAGCCAAAAAGUGUAACUCAGGUGUGGCCUAGGUUUUAUUUUAACUCCUCCUUUAGGUCCUGUUUACACAUUUCAGGUUAUUCUUAGGCAUAUAUAGGCUGAACAGCUAGUAAUUAAGCAUAAAUAUACCCUACAGUAGUACUACUUGUACACUUGGCAACCACAACUACUUAUCUGAAAAUUUUUGUUGAUAGGUUCAUUAAUAGACAAUCCCUUUCAAGCUAUUCCUCAGGGAUAAUCUGUGAUAUUGUGGGAACUGUGAUGUUUGUGAGCCGAGAAAUCCAGGAACGAAAGGGCGUCAGUUCUUCUCACUGGACUUCAAAAUGGGUACACCUCAGAGAUGGUAAGAUUGAAGAGAAUUUGUUAAGCAUUUCUCUAUAGUUGUAUAUUUGUACUUGUGAAAAGAAAUAACUGAAAGGUAUAGAAUGAAAUAGAAACUGCUUAAAGCCCCACUCCCAGUCUGAUUCUCUCACUCCAUGAGACAGGCCAUGAAAAACCCUUGGAUUGAUGUUGAAAGUGCUGUCUGAUUCCAAGCAUAAAAACUGAUAUGGUAAACUACUUUACUCUUUCUGAAGCUCUUUGAAAUUCUGAAAUAUGGAAAAAGCAAUCUGUUGUCUAACCAUCAAUGGCAAUAUUCAACGCUUAUGCCACUUACUCCGUUUUUGUUUCUAUUGUUGCUGCCUCCUGAUCUUAAGUUGACUCAGUCAGAGAAUAUAUUUUAAAAUGUAGACAAGACUCAGGAACUGUGUCUGUAGGACCAUUGUUUGUGAACAGCUUCUUAUUUUUCUUUGCAAAGUUACUCUACGCAUCACCCGUGAAUAACCUUUCUUCAAUCUUUGUUUCUCUUACCCUGUCUGCUCUAUAAUUUCCAUUUAUUACCUGUCAUUUUUAUGCACUGAUUACUUUUGAUAACACUAUGUUCUUGUUAUGUUUAGGAUCAAGCUUCUUGCCAAUCAUUCUUCAUCUUUAUGCCUGUUCACAACCUGAGGUGUUUAACUCCAUUGCAGCUGGAAAUGUAAUUGUUUGUGCUCGUAUGCUACUCAAAGUCGAGUCUCAAGAUUCAAAACGAGCGAGAAUUUGUUUCCUCACAACAACACGCGAGUCCCAGUUGUAUGCUCUCAAGAAGCCAUCUGAUGCGAAUAACAAGCCCUUUUCAGACUCUACGGAAAUUGCUGAUGCUAUCAAAUGGAGGCAAUCAGGUGAAGCCAAACAUCUUCUGAUGGUUUCCUGUAGUGGGGGGUACUAUAGCUUUCCUCCUUUAAAUCACUCACUUGAGUUAUACAAAAGAACCUUCCCUCAGGGAAGUGAAAUGUCGCUGAUAACAACAGUUAAUCUUGGAUUUGUAAUGAAGGAACUUCACUAUCGAGAACAAUUGCGCCUACACAUUCAAGGCAUUGUUGUUGCCAUGGAAUUUGUUCCCACGGCAAAAAGUGUGGGAAGUGCUCCUGAUGAAACAACGCAGAUGAGCAGUUCUCAGCUUAGUGAAACACAAAGAUCUGAUAAGCACAGUCAAGAGGCAUCCUCACAACUUUCUUCAAGCCAGUCAAGUUGUAAGUAGCAGGAUUUUUCUUUCAUUUUUUAUAUAUAGGCGAAAUGUUGCGAUCAAUUACACCGUGACUGUAAUGAAACAAACUAUAUAUAAAAGCUAUCACGCCAUUACUGACUUUGAUUGUUUGUUAACAUAUCGUGGGGGUAACGCUACAUUACACUAGAUCUAUUUCACCCUGUUUUAUCAACAUCACUGCUGAGUAAAAUUGAGUCAAACAUCACUCAAGGCACUGCAGGCAUGACAUAAUGACUUUCUUAACCUUGAUCCCAACCCUAACCUUCUACUAAGGUCAUGCUUCAAGAAACUGAAAAACAAAAAGUAACAUGUCAGAUUGCUGUCAGACAGGAAGGUGAAUCCGACGGCAGUUCUUCUCAAAUUGAUCAGAAAAACCACCAAGCGAAAAGCAAACAAAGCCGAGUACAAAGUAAGCAAAAAAUGUGUUCUUUAUGCGUGUAAAUCAGAUUCAAAUUCCAAAAAGAUGCCUUCCCUAAUCAACAGGGAAUUCUCUAAUUCAUGCUUCUACGACUUCCUCAGUUUAAAAUUCAGGAAAGUGUCCCAAGUCCAUCUUAGAUACACUUUACCCGGAUCAAACUAUUUUCCUCACAAAAGUUGCUAUUAGCGUAUCAUGAUGAUUUCUAAUUGUUAUUCUGAUGAAUAUUAUUUGAUUCGUAGCCCGGAGCGCAGGAAAAUUAGAGGAAUCUGCCUCCGAUAGUGAGCAAAGCUCAGCUGGUUCAAGUGGUCGGGUAAAGAGGAGAAUUAAUCCCAAACGGAAAUGUAAAAAAAGUAUUAAAUUGAAGGAAUCUUCCUGCGCUAGUGAGGGCAGCUCAGCUGGUUCAAGUGGUGCAGUAAAGUGCAGAAUUAAUCCCAAAAGGAAAUGUAAAAAAGGUAAAGUGAAUGAUACUUAACUGUAGGACCACUCAGCUUUUCACAAAUUGUGUUUUUUAAGGUGGCUGAACACAGUUUACUCCCGAUUACUCCUCGAAUUGUACUCCACUCAGUCCUAUUACCGUGACAUAUUAGGCGGCUUUCAAUUGUUGUUUCUAACAUAGCGCCUUAAGGAAUUCCUAGCCUUUUUGUCCAUUUGCCAUGGCGUCUGAUUAGCUACUAAAUUUCUUGUGUUUUGUUGUAGUUGAUGAAACAAACCGUAAUGUUUGUAUCAAGAGAACAUCAAGACAUGACGGCCAAGACUUACCAAGAAAAGUCAGCAAGAAAGAACCAACACCAAAAAACAAGAGGACCGUCCGUGUAAAACCUAAAAAGAAAGCGAAAACGAGAAGAUGUGGCCAGCGUUCGUUAAGGCCGGACGAGGAAGAGCGAGGAGCAACUGACAGCGAGGAGACCACUUCCACGUCUUCGUCCAAGGCAGAUAAUUAUUUUCCUUUUAGAAUUCUAGAUGAUACAUGUCCGAAUAUGCCAGAGGACACACCAGUUGUUGGUUUGUCUAGGCCAAGUUGUCAUGAAAACACUUUCCCGAGACUUUGUAGUCGGGGACUCUCGGAUGUCCGGGUAGUUCCGACAGCUGAUCGGCAAGGCUUCGUGAAUUCAGAAGGCUACUGGCGGCUCAUGAUCACAGGUCUGAACAGGCGUGCCAUUAUUAAUGCGAUUUUUGUGCCCCAGACUCCCGAGAAAACAGAAGAAAACUUGGAAGAGGAACCAGAAGAUGGCUUUUUCUUGUCUGCACUGGCCACAGGAUCGUUUUCAAGAUGGUACCCCGUGGAGACGAUUUUGAAUCGUGCAAACGAGGAGUUACGGGGACGAAGAACUGUUUUUGUGUUGGAUAUUUAUAAUCACGGUGAAGGGAAGGUGGAAGUUGUUAUAAACAGGGGCUAUUAA
Porites lobata is the source of this 6540-nucleotide messenger RNA. Lineage: Eukaryota; Metazoa; Cnidaria; Anthozoa; Scleractinia; Poritidae. The record is from the annotation of a GenBank genome assembly.